This is a messenger RNA of Zingiber officinale, 2195 nucleotides long. RefSeq names its product heat shock cognate 70 kDa protein 2. The record is from RefSeq and is a predicted model, not a curated record. The transcript has 2 exons. NCBI's taxonomy places the organism in Eukaryota, Viridiplantae, Streptophyta, Magnoliopsida, Zingiberales, Zingiberaceae. Gene Ontology annotation, molecular function: misfolded protein binding; ATP hydrolysis activity; ATP binding. Bases 74 to 2014 code for a protein of 646 amino acids. Gene Ontology annotation, biological process: protein refolding; cellular response to unfolded protein. Gene Ontology annotation, cellular component: cytoplasm.
CACAAAUUCUAUCGGCAUACUUUCAUUUCUUUUCGUUUUCCCCAGCGUCUGUUGCCUUUGAUCUGUAGAGAUAAUGGCCGGAAAGGGUGAAGGCCCGGCGAUCGGAAUAGAUCUCGGUACCACCUACUCGUGUGUUGGCGUGUGGCAGCACGAUCGGGUCGAGAUCAUCGCCAACGACCAGGGUAAUCGCACGACGCCGUCUUAUGUUGCCUUUACCGACACCGAGCGCCUGAUCGGCGACGCCGCUAAGAAUCAGGUUGCUAUGAACCCUAUCAACACCGUGUUCGAUGCAAAGCGUUUGAUUGGAAGGCGCUUCAGCGAUGCUUCUGUCCAGAGCGAUGUCAAGCUUUGGCCUUUCAAGGUCAUUGCUGGCCCCGGUGAUAAGCCCAUGAUUGUUGUUAACUACAAAGGGGAGGAGAAGCAGUUUUCAGCUGAAGAGAUCUCUUCUAUGGUAUUAAUAAAGAUGAAAGAGAUUGCUGAAGCAUACUUGGGAUCUGUUGUGAAAAAUGCUGUUGUCACUGUCCCUGCUUAUUUCAAUGACUCCCAGCGCCAGGCCACAAAGGAUGCCGGUGUCAUCUCUGGUCUGAAUGUGAUGAGGAUCAUCAAUGAGCCCACCGCAGCGGCUAUUGCCUAUGGACUCGACAAGAAGGCAUCCAGUGUGGGUGAGAAGAAUGUUCUAAUCUUUGAUCUUGGUGGCGGUACUUUUGAUGUCUCUCUUCUUACAAUUGAGGAGGGCAUCUUCGAGGUCAAGGCCACUGCUGGUGACACCCAUCUUGGAGGUGAGGAUUUUGAUAACCGCAUGGUUAACCAUUUCGUGCAAGAGUUCAAGAGGAAGCACAAGAAAGAUAUCAGCGGAAAUCCUAGGUCACUGAGGAGGCUAAGGACCGCGUGUGAGAGGGCAAAGAGGACACUUUCCUCCACUGCACAAACCACCAUCGAGAUUGAUUCCUUGUACGAAGGCAUUGAUUUCUACUCUACUAUCACAAGGGCCAGAUUCGAGGAGCUCAACAUGGAUCUAUUUAGGAAGUGUAUGGAGCCGGUUGAGAAGUGUUUGAGAGAUGCUAAGAUGGACAAGAGCACUGUCCAUGAUGUGGUUCUUGUCGGUGGAUCCACUAGAAUCCCAAAGGUGCAGCAGUUGUUGCAGGACUUCUUCAAUGGUAAGGAACUCUGCAAGAGUAUCAAUCCUGACGAAGCUGUUGCAUAUGGUGCUGCUGUUCAGGCUGCUAUUCUUAGCGGCGAGGGCAAUGAGAAGGUGCAGGACCUUCUGCUGCUGGAUGUUACUCCUCUUUCCACUGGGUUGGAGACAGCCGGAGGUGUCAUGACCGUGUUGAUCCCCAGGAACACCACCAUUCCAACAAAGAAAGAGCAAGUUUUCUCUACCUAUUCAGACAACCAGCCUGGCGUCUUGAUUCAGGUGUACGAGGGGGAGAGAACAAGGACUAGAGACAACAAUCUGCUCGGAAAAUUUGAACUCUCAGGAAUCCCACCUGCUCCUCGGGGUGUCCCUCAGAUCACAGUUUGCUUCGACAUCGAUGCCAAUGGUAUCUUGAACGUGUCCGCCGAGGACAAGACAACCGGGCAAAAGAACAAGAUCACCAUCACCAAUGACAAGGGCAGGCUCAGCAAGGAGGAGAUUGAGAAGAUGGUGCAGGAAGCGGAGAAAUACAAGUCUGAGGACGAGGAGCACAAGAAGAAAGUGGAGGCUAAGAACUCCCUCGAGAACUACGCGUACAACAUGAGAAACACCAUUAAGGACGAUAAGAUCGCAUCCAAGCUGCCUGCGGCAGACAAGAAAAAAAUCGAGGACGCUAUCGAGCAGGCGAUCCAAUGGCUCGAUAGCAAUCAAUUGGCUGAGGCUGAUGAGUUCGAAGACAAGAUGAAGGAGCUCGAGAGCAUUUGCAACCCCAUCAUUGCUAAGAUGUACCAGGGUGGUGAAGUGCCCGGUGGAAUGGAUGAGGACGGACCUUCGGCUGGUGCGAGCGGUGCGGGUCCGAAGAUUGAGGAGGUCGAUUAAGCUUAGUAGCUCAUCAUCAUCCUCUGCGUGUGUCGUCUCUUAUUUUGCUGCCAGUGAUUGCCUUACCGAAUCUACUCUCAUGUCGCUAUUGUAUUCGAAACUAUUUUGGAUUGUUCAUGGCCUAGCGGUAAAACUAUGAAUGCUGAACUAUUUUUGCCUUUAAAGUACUAUGAUUAUCUCA